ACAUAUGAAUGUCAUUAAAAUGAAAAUGGACAGACCAAACAACAACAAACAAACCGCACCAGAAAAAGAAGGCCACGCUCUCUGUCACUUCCCUCCUAUUUCUUCCCCCUCUCUCUCCCCCCUUUGUCUUUGCCAAUCUUAUCUCUCUCUCUCUAGAUCUUCUCCUCCUCCUCCUCCUGCAACUUCUUCCCACAGUUCUUGAUCAAGCUUUAAGUUUUACUCAGAAAGGAUUCCUUUUUAUUGAUCUUCUUUACUCAUUACGUAUUUGUGUGAGCAGAGGAACAGGGGGGGGUUUGAUACACUAAAAGAAAAACAGAAGUGUAUAGGAGAAGGAAUCAAGAUGCCGUGGACAUCCUUCUACAUGUUUUUCAACAGGACUUGCACUCGUCUCGUUGUCUUUUUCCUCGUGAUUCUGUAAAUUUCCAUACCUUUCAGGCGUUGUUUCCGGAAUUUCGGAGUAUCUCUUUAUUGUCGUUGUUGUGCGUGUUUUAGUUUGAGAAUGUGCUUUGUUGGAAACAAGAAGGGAAACCGAGCAUUGAAAGAAAUAGGAACCUUUAUGAUGACUACAUGUUUCAUUGCUAAUUACCAAUCCGUUCAAGUUUCACAGGCAGAAUAUUUCAGACAGUUGCUUAAGCCUGUAACGUAGUCUGGUUUCUUCAGUUUCCGAAAAUUUGGGGGGUCUUUUGGGCGGCUGUCUACUUUUGGUUUCGAAAAAAGGUUUUGUGAGAUAUUAAGUGUUUGGAAAAUUCUGAAAGAGCUGUGUUGACAUCUGAAACUCCUUUGGGUGGAGAAAGCUUCUGGUUUGAGGGGGGUAAGGGCUCGGUUGGAACAAAUCGUGAUAUCUCUUUAGUAACAUGGCCACAAGUUGAUUCUAGCAUCUGGUUCAGUUGUCAACGUUGUGUAACCGAGCAGCUCGUAGUUCUUUAAGGUUUAGGACUUUGUUUUUUUUUUCACUUUUAUAUACCCUUUUGCGCGGGUUUCUCUAAUGCAGAACAAUCAGUAUCCCCACUUCUCUGACGAAAUGGGUGAUGGGAACAUGAACUUCCCAUAUGCAUCAUCGUCCUUUGAUGAUUUGUUCCCACCGUGUGCCAAGUUACCAUUCCACGGCGUUGAACUUCAACCCUCUCCGGUCUGUCCAAAGAACUUUGUCAUUUUCGACCAGACGUAUGACCACAGCCAAGUCAUGUACCAUCCUGACCUGACACCUAGGCUCGUGAAUUCCGGAUUAGCUUCCACGUUUCAGAACGAGUAUGCUGGGGGAAGUUAUGGUUAUAACUAUGGCCAAGAAGUCUAUGGUAACUAUGGCGGCCAAGAAGUAGUCUCCUCUUCUUACCAAGAAGAUCCGAAUGAGAUUGAUGCUCUCUUGAGCACAGAUGAGGAUGAUGAGGGGGAGGAGGAUGGUGGCGAUUCAGGAGAGGUCAGGACGGCUCGUAACGCUUCAAGGGAUUAUGGGAAUACAUCAGCUGAGUCUUGUUGCUCAAGUUAUGGGUAUAACAGCUCGAGAAGGAAGCAGAGUUCAUCGGCAAGUGCUGCUAGUAGUUCUAAUAAUGAUGGGAAAGGAGGAAGGAAGAAGAAGAUGAAGAAGAUGAUGGGAAUGUUGAGGAAGAUUGUCCCUGGAGGUGAAGAGAUGAAUACAGCUUCCGUUCUUGAUGAAGCUGUUCAGUACCUCAAGUCGCUUAAACUUGAAGCUCAGAAACUUGGCGUUGGACAUUUCUCAAACCAGUCUUGAAUGGUAUCUGGACCGUUUCUUGGCAAGUAAACCGGUCCUGGCUCUAUCUGGACCGCUCUCUCCUCUCUUAAGAUCAUCUUAUGAUAUAUAGUAUGUUGAAUCUCUCUCUCUUUUGUGUGUGUUUGCACAAGCUGUACUUGUGGAUUUGAUUUGAGUUUGGUUUUGUAUCGUUUGAACUUUUACUGUAAUCAUUUGUCAUUUGCUUAGUAACUUUAUGCAUUUUGCAUCUUAUUUAAAAAAAAAACAUUUGGUC
This is a messenger RNA of Brassica napus (rape), 1982 nucleotides long. RefSeq names its product transcription factor bHLH144-like. Lineage: Eukaryota; Viridiplantae; Streptophyta; Magnoliopsida; Brassicales; Brassicaceae. The record is from RefSeq and is a predicted model, not a curated record. Gene Ontology annotation, molecular function: protein dimerization activity. The transcript is spliced from 4 exons. The coding region runs from base 986 to 1729 and encodes 247 amino acids.